Molecule: messenger RNA, 11230 nt
Organism: Bacillus rossius redtenbacheri
Lineage: Eukaryota; Metazoa; Arthropoda; Insecta; Phasmatodea; Bacillidae
Gene: Axn
Product: axin
Exons: 17
Coding region: 1700-4387 (895 amino acids)
Biological process (GO): positive regulation of proteasomal ubiquitin-dependent protein catabolic process; positive regulation of protein kinase activity; cell development
Cellular component (GO): beta-catenin destruction complex; plasma membrane; nucleus
Molecular function (GO): protein kinase binding; molecular adaptor activity; ubiquitin protein ligase binding
Source: RefSeq, a predicted model, not a curated record
AACUUUUAAAUUGUUUCCAUGAUGAAAUCACUACUCUUUACCUUAUGUUUUUGGGUGUCUGUGCAGACAUGGCAUGUACCAUGAGCUGGACCAAAAAGCUGCUUCAGGCAGUAUCCAUUCAGUAUUGACUGUGGGUGCUCCCGACUCCCACACCUGUGCAUUGUUUGAUGGCUGCUCCAUUAUACUUCUCAUUUGCCUCUGAUGAUCUGUGCCGACAAGGUGUUGAACUCUAAAUUUGAGUUUUCCACAGAGUUCCUCAUCGAAAGUUGGAAAGCAGUGGGUGUAUGGGAUGGUUUUCACACGGUCUCCGGUGGUUCUGGAGGUGUUGUCUUAUGCCUGCUGUGCCUAAUCCUGAAAUAUUAAACUACACCAACACCUUUUAUUUACUUGGUUCAGUAAUGUUCAUGUAGAGAACUGACGAAGCAGAUGAAACAUUAUGUUUUUCUUUAAAAUUUAUUUCAUAACAUCAGUUGUUUCUUUUGAUGUGAGUCCAUUUGUAUGAAACAUUACACCAUUUAGCAAAAAAAAUAUUAUGAUUAUGAUAUUGACUGGUUUAGCGCUUUUAAAUUUACACAUGGCUGGAGUUUUAUUGAGUCCCUCAAGGGCAAAAAAAUUAUUAAGGUGGAGGAAUUUACAAAAAGACUUAAGGGGUCCGCCUACCUGGGCACACAUACGGUGUGCAGAGCUUCAGGAAAAACAACGCGAUUUCAAAACUACUCAAGAUAUCCGAGUGGGACCUAUUUACGAAUAGCAUUUAAGAGUUCGCUGAGGCCCGAAAAGUACUUUUAAUUUCGGAUUAAGUUUUUAAACUGUAUUUUUAGAAGCGUUAAAAUGCCUAAAACGCGUGUUUUCAGAGUAAUUUUUAGGCAUAAAACAAUCAGUACAGAUUCUUGAAAGCACUUGAGGGGCUUGCAUAACACCUUUAUCUUCAUUUCUCCGCCAUAUAAUGUUACGGUCACCGCUCAAAUUUCACAGUUAUCCUGUGACGACGAGACGAAUGCGCGCCAGUUCAGAGCCUUGCGCUUAGAGGCUAUACCGCGCUGGAAGGACCAGCGAGCGUCGCGCUUAUCAUCCCGCCUCACUAACACACAUACACCCCUGACGAGGCGGGCCCCUUAAGGUACUGGUAUUCAAAGCACUACCGCCGAACCUACAGAACUCAAUUUGAUUUUUGUAAACUUAACUUCAGUCAUGCAUGAUGGGUUUGGUGCUGAAUUAUUGACCCUUGCCUAGCCAAGUAAAGGUUAUAAAAAUUUACCGAGGUCAAGUAAAAAAAAAAAAAAAAAACAGAAUCUUGUAGGGUUAUUCAGAUACAAAAAAGACUGAACUAGAAGUGUCUGUGCCAAAUCCGACCAUAUUAUGUACCUAACUGAAUGAAUUAAAGUUGUAUGUGUACUGUAAAGAAUAAAUAGUAAGAGGGCUCAUUUUCGCCUUGCCUUAGUAGAGCUCAGUGAUAAGAGCUGACAGCACUGUGCACCAUUGAUAACACACGUAUGUUUCACGGCUCUACCUUUUCCUGUACACCAUUGAUAACACACGUAUGUUUCACGGGACUACCGCACGUACUCAGUGUGCUUAUGGGAAAUAUUGUGUUGCUUAUAGACGUGCGUUGGUGCGCACAGUGUGCAAUGUGUGGCCUCUGUGAGCCGCCGUUGUGUCCCGGAGCGCGCGCCCUGAGCUACAGUCGGCGCAGGACAGGAUGAGCUCUGUGGGCCAGGGAGAAGGAGGUGACCACAGCUUCGACAAGAACUCUCCGCGACCCCCGGUGCCAGGCGAGGAGACAGAGUGUGCGUCCGUGUUCGGGGGCACCCACUCUCCCGGCUUCUCGUCAACAUGGGGCUCGUCCCAGAAGUUCAAGCAAGGGGGCAGCUCCCCUGCGCUCACCCCCAGGAGGUCCAGCCUGGCCUGCCAUACUGCGCCUGGAGGAGAUACAGACGCGCCCCUGGGCUUCGAGCCGGAAGGGCAGUGCGGGGAGGGCAACGGCAGCGAGGGGCCGCCCCCGUGCCUGCGCUGGGCGUGCAACCUGCGCAGCCUCCUGGAGGACCCGGAGGGGGUGGAGCUGUUCAAGCGCUACCUGGAGCAGGAGGGCCACGUCGACACGCUCAACUUCUGGUUCGCCUGCGAGGGCCUCAAGAAGCAGGACCCCGACAUCAUCAGCCACAUGGUCAAGGUCAUCUACAAACGCUUCUUCGUGAAGACCCAGCUGGGGAUCCCGGAGGACCUGCGUAAGGAGGUGCACCGGCGCGUGAAGGAGGGCAAGGACCUGCUGGACGGGGGAGUGUUCGACGGGGUGCAGGAGGAGGUGGAGCGCCUCAUAGACGACACCACCUACCCCAACUUCCUGGGCUCGGAGCUGUACCUGCGGCACGUGCAGGCGGCCCAGUCGUCGGCCCAGACCUCCCCCUCCCCCUCGACGUCCUCGUCAUCCGGCUCGUCGGGCAGCGGGCGGGACGCGUCGGCCGCGGGGCCGGGCCCCGGGCCGCUCCCCACCCUGCACGAGGACGCCGAGCUGGUCACCGCCCCGCCCCUGCUGCCGCUCACCAGGGACACGCUCAUCGCCACGCAGAAGCGGCGCGCCUCGGGGCUCACCCCCAAGCCCGAAGCCUACGUGGGGGCGUACUUGCAGCAUGCUCACCACCCCUACCUCCCCUACGCCCCCUACAACCCCGUGUCCCGCCAGGAUAGCGAGCUCCAGUCCCUCAGCUCGGACGCCCGCACAGAGUCGGACAGCAUGUCGCUAGUCGACAGCUCCACCGACGGCAUGUCGGUGUGUCGGGGGCGGGACUCCAAGAAGCAGCACGUGCGGCACAGCAAGCAGAUGAAGGAGAGCGCGACCAUCAACCGGGACCCCUACAUGCACCACACCAUCAUACCCAGGACGCAGCGCAUACAGAAGGAACAGGUGCAUCCGAUGAACCCUGACGACUUUGCUGCGAUACUGAUAGAGAAGUUGGACCACGUCAAGAAGGAGCAGGAUGCUCAAGAAAAGUUUGAUCACAAACUGUUAGAGGGGGUGAUAGGUGGCACAGACGAACCGUACAUGAUGGAUCAGGCUGCCCCUCGUAUGCUUGCCGAUGCCAUCAGGGAGAAGUUCCAAGUGGAGGAAGAAGACAGUGUCCAGGAUAUCCUUGAUCAGCACGUGUCGCGGGUGUGGUCAGACCUGACGCCCUCUCGCUCUCCGGGCCUCGCGUCGCCGCGGCCUAAAUCCCCAGACGGCAGGCGGAGACCUAACGUUCUUCCUAUCAGCAAGAUGGUGCACGCCUUGGUGUCCCCGAGCGCUGCCAUUCCGUCCCACUUUGGCAACGCGAGUGCCGUUCAUGGAGUGCCUCACCCCUACCGCUCCUCGCACUACCCUCGUCACGCUCGCAAGGAGAAGGAUGUGUUCUCGACCUUCUCGUCCGACUCUGGCAACGUGCACGACUUCCUGGAGUCCUCGGACCACAAGCACCACACGAGCAGCAGCAGCGGCAGUGGCUACCUGCCCAAGAGCCGCUCCAUGCCGGACUACCAGGACUCCCAGAAGAUGGAGCUGUCAGGUUACGACUCGCGGCAUCGCCAGAGCAGGGACGCCUGCCGCAGAUCCAGCAGCAAGAAGACGCUGACGGACCAGACGGACAGCGGAGUGAGUGUCGUGUCGGACAGCACCCCGGUCAUGGAUGCUGUCUCCGAGUGCAAGGAAAGCUGGGUGCGCACGUGGGUCAUGGAGAGCGGCUCCAGCACGGCCCACUCCCAUGGCGACAGAGAGAAGCACCGCCUGCGUAUCGCCUGCGCCACCUCGCCCAUUUCGGCCAGGCACGGCCGCAAGCUGGCGCCCGGCCACAGCGGCUCGCGCUCCGGCUCGCUGGAGCGGGGGGUGGGCGUGGGGGCGUGGGGCGGCCCGGCCCCCGCCCAGCCCUUCGUGGCCGACCCCUCCAUGCCGCCCCUGCCGCAGCCGCACACCCCCACGCAGCUGGAGGAGGCCAGGCGCCGCCUGCUGGAGGAGGAGAGCCGCGCCAAGCCGGGACGCCAGAGGUUCGGGGCGUCCUCCAAGUCGGCGGCGCUGCACAGCCCCCUGGAGUCGGGGCAGUCGACGCUGCGCAAGGGCGGGCGUGCGGGUCGCUCCUCCCUGCCCGGCCCGCCGGGCCUGCUCGACCCCCCGGAGUUCACCACCGUCGUGUUCUCCUUCUGCGAGGAGCAGGUGCCGUACCGCACCAAGAUCCCCGGCCGGCCCGUCACCCUGCGCCAGUUCAAGGAGUUCCUGCCCAAGAAGGGCAGCUACCGUUACUUCUUCAAAACGGAAUGCGAUGAUUUGGAUAUGAAAGUGAUUCAAGAGGAGAUAGUGGACGAUAAUGAGGUGUUGCCACUGUGGGAGGGGAAAGUGAUGGCGCAAGUGAAGCCGAUUGAGUGACUGUAUUGUAGCUCUUCUCUCCGGGAACUCGCAACACGAGAGUGCCUUCCCUCAGCCAACAGACUGACCCAGCACGGUGUGUUAACGCAUAAGUGCUUGCGCUCACGUGCUAGUGCUUUCAGCAGACUGUGUUCCUGUUCGUAACAUUGUUCCCAGUCAUAGUACAACAUUUUUUUUUUUCAAAAAUUGAUCUGCCCUCCCAGGAACCAACGAUUGGCGUUUCCUGGGAGGGAGGAACGUUAUAUUCUGUAAUUCAGGUGUUUUUUUUUUUAAAUAUUUAUUCCUGAAAUGUUAGUUUUGAUUGUGUUUUAUUUAUUGCACUGGUGGCAGCUGAUGUCCUCAUUACUAAUGGAAGACAAUAGGCAAAUGCACGUGUGUUUAUUUAAGUAAUUGGUAAGUACUAAUGUUAGUGGCAAUCACUAAUAUGUGGUGGUGUCUGUUUUGGAGAUGUAUUGAAAAAAAAAUUUUAGCAAAACGAGACGUAGAUUUGUUGGGGGAUUUUAAGAAAAGUAUUCUGAAAAUCGACAGCAGAGAAAUGUCAUUUAAACUAAGAAGCAACCUUUAUUUUAUUGCUGAUCUGCUCUUAUGUUUUUUCCAUUCUGUCUCAAACCUUAAGUACAAAUAUGUUUGCUGAGAUUCAUGUAAAUAUCCUGAGUUUUCAUACCGAUGGUUAUACUGUAUAAUGUAUAACUUAUACAUACUGUUUUAUUUAUCUGAAAACAAUUUGUUGUAAUAUUUUAUUUAUAUUAUUUGCAUAUGUUCAAUGUACAAUUUUAACUACUAGACACAAAUUCAGAGUAAUAUUAAAUGGUUUUGUAGGUAAAUUUACCUAUUUUAGCAUUUAUGACAUGUGUGAAUUCACCACAAAUCAUAAGAUAGCUGGUAAAUGCUUUCUAUGAAAGCCUAUGUUGGUCGUGCAGUGUAGACUAAUAGUUACUAAUGCUUUUUUUUAAUAAAUGAUAAUGUACUCAUAAUGAGCCUUGUUUAAUUGUAUAGACACAAAAAUUAUUAGCCAGCUCAAAAUAAAUUGGAAUUGGGUUUUUUAGAGGGGGGCGGGGGGUGUUGUCUGUGGUGUAGAUUUCUCAUUUAAAUACAAUGCAUCCACUAUAAAGUGGUGUGGAAGAGUCUCGCUUUGAGGCCCAUGAUAAACUGAACCUAAUUCUUAUAUAUCUCAGCAAUGUACCAAACAACUCUUGUACAUUCACACGUCACUGACUUGUUUUACUCCGCAUUCUACAUCUGGGCAGGGCCGUCUAGAGAUUUUUUUAAAUUUAUAAAUUUAUGAGUUUAACCAGAUAUUUUGACAAAAUUACACUUAUUGUUAUUGCUAAUAAACAAGUUAUGAAAUAAAUGCAGAACACAUUACACCAUUGUAAUAUUUUGUGUUUUUUUUUUUUUUUUUCCCUUAACUAAAAUUAAUUUACUGGCACAUUUUCUGGGACCUUGGUUACAAAACUUAUAUCACUCCAGACCUCCGGCUAGCUCAAAAUUGGUCUAGAGUGCACAUACAUGACCACUUGAAGAAAGUUGUUUAGCACUGAAAAAAAAUAUCAAAAUAAUUGUUACCUCUUGUGAUUGAUUACUUAUAUGUAAGGUCUCUCAGACAUAAACAGAUUUUUACUGUUUUUUUUUUUUUUUUAAAUUUUUUUUCCCAUUCAAAAAAUUUACAAAUCACUAUAGCCUCUAUCGUCCGACCAAGAAAACAAAUGUAUGUUGAAUAUACAAACUGGUCGCACAAAAGAUUUUCACUGACACCAAAACUGAAAUUUGCUGUUUGUCUGUAUGGAAGGCGAAAAAUACAUCUACUGUUCGCAAGUAAAUCCAGUUGUUUGUAACACACAGUACAAGCCAAAGGACUCCAUCUUCCCAAAUGACGACGUUACUCAAAUAAUCGUUUUAGGCUGAUACCGGCAACUGUGCUCAUACAAAUUCUAACGUAUUUACCCGCAAAAGGAUUGUCCUUUCAUAUGGGUCUCCCCUUUAAUUUUGGGGGGAAAAGCCUAACAUUUGUACCUUGAGUCACCCUCGAAUAUGAGUCACGUCAUAUAACAUUAGAAACAGCACUGAUGUCCUUCAUCUUUCCCCUCUUCAUUCUUUAUGGCCUUCCCUUUCCCUCCCCCCUUUCACCCUAGCACUAUCUAACAUAAAAUACAAAGGAAAAGAAUGAUAUUUUUUAUACCCAUGUUUUCCUUCCGGUCUUCCGCAAGAGACAAAUCCACAGGCUAUUUCUUUAUCAGUUUUGUUUGGCAGUUUCUUCGAUAAAAACAAGCACGUCCUUUACAGCAGUUUUGUCAUGAAUGAAAUGUUGCAGUAGAAAGCGUAGAAAAUCUCACAAAAAAAAAACAAUGUUUGGACACAGUUGUGUCACACAAACAUGUCAAGAUAGAUGUGAUAAUAAUUGUGUAUGGUGCCAGUUCACAAUGACGAGAGAAAAAGGGAGAACCAUAAACACACCACAUCAUGAUGUUUAUCUGACGGUACCUCGCACAGACGCUGAAUGACUCCAUUUCUGCUCUUUGUCCUCCAAAAAAAUUUUUUUUUUUAAUUUUCUGCAUAUAAUAGUUUUUUUUUAUUUUGCAAAAAUAUUCUCAAGUUUCAAUUUACAGCCUCCCUUCCAUUCCUUACACUUAAAAAUGUUGUAUCUUUCUCAAGCUCUUUAUCACAAGAGUUUAUAUUUCAUUACACACUCAAAAAAAAAAUAUAUCUGUUAGACAAUUUGUAAAUAAUCUCACUAAAAUAGGCUAUUCAUUUUAAUCUUCAAUUUGGUACAUAAGUAUUUUCAUCAAUAUGUGUAAUAUUCAAGUUCGGCAAAACAUUUGUAAUGAACAUGCAGGUAAGUGGAACUACUAACAUUAAUAGUCUAAUGGAUUACAACAGGAUUUUUUUAUCACUUGCUUUGAUAACAGUUGGCAAGGAAAACUAUGAGCCAACAUUUUAGGAAUUUAAUAUACAAAACCAAUAAUCAGUCCAUUUAAUCUUUAAGUGCAAACUGUACAGCAAUACCUCGACUUAUGCUGUCUUACACAAAUCCAGAGUUACAAGAUUUUAAAAUCUUUUGGAAUCGUUUGUCUUUUGUUUUAAUGUAUUGUGACUCUUUCUCCACUCUGUCCACACUACGUGAAUUUGACUUGCUCUGUUAUCGAUCUGUCCCACCGCAUAAGUUCAGGGUAUUACUGUAUAUGGUUUCAAGUCUUUGAUAAUUUUCAAACUCAUCAUCUGUAUUAAACAUUUCUAUGCAUAACUGUACAAUUUGAAAUUUUUGUUAAAUUUGUAUUGACUUUGAAUGAUGCAUUUUACAUGAGUUUUCUAGGUUGUCAGGUGUCACUCGGAUAAAUAUGAGUUAUUACCAUUUUAUGUUAUCCUUAUAUAAUUACUAAUCAGCUGCUGAGAUCUUUGUUCAUAGUAUCUUAUUUUACUAGUGUGGUAGAAAAAAAUUUCUCUUUACCAUCAAAUUUGUCAAGAUUUCUGGAAUCCCAGCAAACAUAGUUGUGAUUACAGUAUUUAAGACAUGGCAAGUGUGGUUGUACGUGGAGGAACUAAACGCAUAAUCACACUAUACAUUUUUAAAUGUUGGUCUUCCUGUUUGUUUCAACUGCUCAUGAUUGAUUUAGAAAUAUGUACAAUGUAAACUCUUUAUAACGUCACUCGAUUUAACGACAAACGCCUUAAAACGUCGAAAUUGCUUGACUUUGGUUGGUUUACCUUGUUUUCUAUACAAUAAUACACGCUAUAUAGCGUCACGCUCACUCUAUUUAACAACAAUACGGCUUUAUAAGUUGAUAAGAAUUGCAGCUGUGUACGUACUUUUGUUUGCUGUUUUGUUGUUGUAUUAUCUAGCACGUGUUUACUUCGACUGAUGUACCGGAGAUUCUAAGAAAUUUAGCCUUUUGUUUUUGUAUGAUGAACUUUUACAUGUUUACCUCAGUCUCUAGACUUUUUCUCAAGUUGUAACACAUUAUCAUUAUUGCAGUUGCUUACAUAAUUCUGAACUUUAAACAUGCUAAGUAAACGAAAAUCUUUGUGUAUUGACGAAAAAGUUUUAUUAAUACGCUCUAUAGAGGCAGGAGAAAAGAUCAGUCAUGUUGGAAGAUGCUUUGGAUUUAGCUUCUCUACCGUGUCUACAAUAUGGAAAAAUAAGGAAAAAAUUCUGCCCUCAGAUGAAGAUAGAAAAUAUGCUAAGAAAUUUAAGAAACCUUAAUACGAAGAUCUGGUUCAAGCAAUGCUAUCAUGGUUUUAUAGACAACGCCAGAAUAAUAUGCCUGUCUCGGGGCCGAUCAUAUUAUUAUAGAAUAGUAAAAUGAUAUUUUUUAUAUCUUUCCAUUUAACGACCACUCUCUAUUGCACCGAAAAAUGCUCAGUCUGUUAAGUGUCGUUAUGUAGAGUUUACACUGUACGUGUGUGUGUGUGUGUGUGUGUGUGUGUGUGUGUGUGUGUGUGUGUAUAUAUAUAUAUAUGAUGUGGCACAGCACCGUUUAAAUUAAAAUACAUUAACUAUGGUAUUCUGGUCAAUAUUUCUGAGGAAAUAUUAGAGGUAAAAUUCUAGCAUGACUGAACUUUUUAAUUUAAGAGCACAGAAUAAGUUUUGAAAAAUUGAAAUAAAGCCUACUAUAAUCUUAAAAUUCUGAUUCUAAAAUAACCAUGGCAUGUAAAAUUAAUCUUCUGAGGCAUAGGAAUACCUACCUAGUGAUAGAUGCAUUUCAUGUUUCAUGUUAAAGAUAAUUAUUUUACUGCAUUGUUCAUUUCAGAGGAUGAAAACUCUGAUGGCUACUACAACAGUGAAAACAAGCACCACAAUGAGAUGGUGGUGAAAGUAUGUGUGUAAAAGGUUUACAAGAGAGCAAACAACAAUAAUAUUUUCCAUAUUUUUUUUCACUGUAAUGUGUGCAGUUGCCUUGUAUACCGCAUGAUUUAAGAGUUAUGAGAUUGGAGUUCCACAUCUUCAUUAUCGUGAACGUAGUCGCUAUGUAAUUUUACUUGCGGCCAACCUCGUGCAUUAUUUGCACAGGGUCUAAAGCACAAACAGCUUAUGAAUUAACGUUAUAAGGCAGGAAUGAAAAUUUUUUUUAGUUUAGCAAGUAAAUAAAUAAUCAAAUGUUUACUAAACAAGUUCAAGUGUGGAAAAAAAAUGCUCUUAUAGGAGACUCAUGAGAUGAAAAUUGAACGUCACAGAUGCAACAUAUAGCAGAGUAUUUCGAAGCGUGUGCACAGUGGUGAAUACAGAGGUUGGUGGGGGGGAUAUAUCCCCCCCCUCCCCCGAAAUCCUAAAAAAAAUGUUAUCAUUCCCAUCAACGAAAGGAAAGAAUUUAAAAACAGACAGCGGGCAAUCUGGUUAUCUCUUCCAUAUUCCCCCCUUCUCACUCUUCAUAAAAUUAAAUUCUGCAAUCGCUUCUGUUAAUUUUUUUUUUAAAUAAAAAUUCACACAGUUAAGGAACGACAAAUCACAGCUGAGCAUGCUUGUGCCUUAGCGUAAGUAAUGGAAUCAAGCCCAACGUGACAACGUUGUGUUAACCACGCAAGUCGUAUGAUUUCUUAAAAAAAAUUCAGCAUUCACAGAAUGUCGUUUAACUGGUCAUGUAUAACCCUGUCACGAGCCGUGAACUCAUUUUGGUGGAGUGCUCGUGUGUAUUAUUAUUAAUUGGAGAAAUAUUUUUUGUGAAAUAUUAAGUUAAAUUUUAUUCAAUGUAAUUUUCUAGAAGUGAAAUUUCUUUGCAAUUUUCAAGCGUUAACGAAAAUUCCAAUCACAUGAGAGGAAUGGUUAGGUACGUGGUGGGGAAUAAGUAGAGUAGUGUGUGUCAGCGGUGAUGUCACACUAACACUAAACCCAUGCAGAAGCGGACGAAUGGGAAGAUGGCAAGAGGGGGGGGGGGAGAUACUUAACGUAGCAUGCUAUAUGAUAAUUGUAACGGCCGGAAGGGGAGAGGUACGAAUGACGCAGCAGUGAUGCUACGGAAUUCUCGUGAUGCUGCUUGUGUUUGUCUGCUCUUCUUUUAAUUCAUUUGAGAUCAUACAUACCUACAUCCAUCCAUCCAUCCAUCCUUACUAUUCGCAAUUAUUAUCUCUUGUUCAUUAAAAAAAAAACUAAUAAUUUAUCUCUGUCUAUACCUAAUAAGCAUGAAGUUUCACUUUCUGUCGCACGUGGACUCCACGUACACACUUUUUUUUUUAUUAAUUUGGGAACUCAUAAGUGACCUUUCACUGCAAUGUGUGUAUUGGAUGUAUAAAUUUGGCAAUAUGAAAGUUAGGUGAGUUUGUUAAAAAUUGGCUUUUUGACAAAAAUUCUGUCGUAUUUUGCUUUCAUAGAUUUUGUAAUACUGUAUAAUGAUUGUAGUUAUUAAGAGACUUGGAUGGACUGAAGGUUGAGAAACUGCUUGAUCAUGUAUGUAAUGAUGUAAUGAAGUACUGGUGUUCAUUGUUUUGUAACCUACUGAGAGAUUUUUACUGAUUUGAUUCAAAAGUAAGUUAUUCUUAAAAGCCUGUUUUUUAACCCUUGUAAUUUUACUCUUAAAAUAUUCUUUUGAAGCAUUUAUGAAACUAUCAGGAUAUUUGUAGAACCAUGCACAACAGUUAAAGACAAGAUUAUAUGAUGAAACCAAAAAUAACAGUGAAAUACAAAAUGGAGCAAAAAUAACAACAAAAUACAAGAUGGAGCAAAACUCACCUCAAAUUCACCUCAUUAUGUAUAUUUAUAUAUAGACUUAAUUUCAUAAAUUUUGGGUUUUUAAAAUUGCAUAAUGAUUUUUUGAUACAUUUUAAUAGUAUUGAAAUAAUAAGACAAUAACAAAAGGUAAAAUUUAAAUUUUAAAACAUAGUUGAACCAGAAAUAAACACAAACCACAAAAAAAA